CUUCAAAUCAGCUGAUUCGGGCUUCCGUAGCCGACGAGCACGUGACCAGGAAAGGGGGAAGUGUUGUCUCAAACAGAAACAGGGCCGAGUCUGUGUCUUGUUUUUCCUGCGGUGCUGCCUGCCCAGUAACAACAUUUCACGCCGUUCUAGGGCACAGGGCUGAGGGAAGAGACGGACAGACUUCAGCGGUUUAUGAGUGAAUUAUGAAAAUGGGCCCAAAUCGCUCCUGUCGGCCGACGCUACUGAGUUGUCUCCUAAUCUGCGUCACGCUGUGGAGCAACCUGAGCAGCGGGGUGUUGGCCAAAUCAUACCGGAGACCAAACAUUGUUUUGAUCCUCACUGACGACCUGGACAUCGCUAUCGGGGGUCUGAGUCCACUUAACAAGACGAAAAAACUCAUUGGAGGUGCAGGCAUAUCAUUCACAAAUGCAUUUGUUGCCAGCCCGCUGUGCUGCCCCAGUCGAGCCAGCAUCCUCACGGGGAAAUACCCCCACAACCACCACGUCAUCAACAACACCUUAGAGGGAAACUGCAGCAGCAAAGCCUGGCAGAAGAGCGAGGAGGCCCAAACCUUCCCUGCCCUACUGAAGGCCUUCGCAGGCUACCAGACCUUCUUCGCUGGGAAAUACCUCAACCAGUAUGGCCACUCAGAGGCUGGUGGAGUGGAGCAUGUUCCUCCAGGCUGGACCUACUGGGUCGGACUGGAGAAGAACUCUAAAUACUACAACUACACACUGUCAGUGAAUGGGAAGGCUCAGAAACAUGGAGCAGACUACAGCAAAGACUACCUGACAGACGUACUGGCCAACAUGUCUCUCAACUUCCUGCAGUAUAAAUCCAGCUUCCAGCCGUUCUUCAUGAUGGUGUCCACGCCGGCCCCCCACUCCCCCUGGACAGCAGCCCCUCAGUACCAAGACAGCUUCAACACCACCAAGGCUCCCAGAGACCCCAACUUCAACGUCCAUGGGAAGGACAAACACUGGUUGAUCAGACAGGCUAAAACCCCCAUGGCCAACUCCUCCAUUCAGUUUCUGGAUGAUGCCUUCAGGAAACGGUGGCGAACUCUGUUGUCAGUGGACGACCUGGUGGAGAAAAUAGUGAAGAGGUUGGAGUUCAGAGGUGAACUGGACAACACCUACAUCUUCUUCACCUCUGACAACGGGUACCACACUGGUCAGUUCUCUCUUCCUCUGGAUAAGAGGCAGCUCUACGAGUUUGACAUCAAGGUUCCUCUAAUGGUUCGAGGACCAAAUAUCAAGCCCAACCAGACCAGCCAGAUGCUGGUGGCGAACGUCGACCUCGGUCCAACCAUCCUGGACAUCGCCGGCUACAACAUCAGCAAGACGCAGAUGGACGGCAUGUCCUUCCUGCCCAUCAUGGAGGGGAAGAUGAACAGCAGCAGCUGGAGAACAGAUAUCCUGGUGGAGUAUGAAGGGGAGGGAAGCAACAUGUCCGACCCCGCCUGCCCUUUGCUGGGACCCGGAGUGUCGGAGUGUUUCCCAGACUGUGUGUGUGAGGACUCGUACAACAACACCUACGCCUGCGUGCGGACUGUCGCCCCUUCUGCCAACCUGCAGUACUGCGAGUUUGACGACAACCAGGUGUUUGUAGAAGUCUACAACGUGACAGCGGACCCCUACCAGUUGACCAACAUCGCAGACAGCAUCGGCCAGGACUUCCUGGAGAAGAUGAACCACCGGCUGAUGAUGCUGCAGUCCUGCUCCGGGCAGUCAUGUCGGACACCCGGCGUGUACAACCCAAGGUACAAAUUCGACCCACGACAGAUGUUUAGCAGCCACAGCUGGCGGCUCAGCAGACUCCGACAGACGAUGAAGUAAGAAGAGCAGGCGAAAGACGAGGAGACGGAGGACGAGGGGCUGUAUUGUAUUUCGUAUUCAGCCUUUCCUGCUGUUGUUGCCUUGUUUUCGGGCCUCCUGAGCCAGUCACUUUUGCAGAUGGAUGGACAAGGGAUCAGGUGGGGUGGUAGGGAAUAGGUGGGUUGCUGUGGAGACGAGAGGCCUCUCUGGGUGCAGCACCCACCUUUUAAAGCUUUCUGUUUGGGCUGCUGUUCAGUGAGUUUGUCGGUUCUCUCUGUUCAGAACAUCGGUAACACAUUAUUUCAAAUAAGGUCGUGUAUUUUCCAGCUAAGUUCCUGGAGACUUUCCUCAUGAUAUCCUAAAAAUUAGCCGGUAAUUUAGCUGUGAAUCACAGUGACAUUUCCCAGAAAAUCCCGCACCAUUUGUUACCGAUUGGACGGGAAAUGGGGAAGGUGUUAGUUGCUACAGUUAUUCAGUGCCCAAGUUUACAAAAACAAGGAAAUGAUGUAGUAGGCAAGUGAAAAAUAGUUUAUAAACGGUGGUCAACAAGAUGAACAAAAAGUCUUAAUCAGAUACAAAAUGUGCCGGACAGAGUCCCUGGUCUGUGGAGAUGAUGUUUUUUAAGUUUUACAAUAUGGAGUGUGGUGUGUUUUUAUUUGUUCAACAUCAUCACUUUGAAACACAAAACUAAAGCAUUUCCAGUACAGCAGAAAUACCAAUAUUAAACCAAUAUGCAUCAUAAACGACAAUUCAUUUAAUAUGUACUGGUUACCAAGCGCAUCUAUAAUAUGUGGAAGCUCAAAGCCAUGAAGAAUCUAAAUUAAGAAUUUGUUAGUUUCUCUAGAAAACUCUGAUAUUGACGUCUGUUUAACAAUUUUUCAUUUACUUAUUACGUAGUUUCCUAAAUCUUUUUCUUAAAAACUUGAAAAUAAUGAGCAGGUGCUUAAUAUCAGUGGCAACUAAACACUUUCUCCAUUUCCCCUUAUAAUUACUACAAAAUAGCACAGGACUUACUUGGAAAUAUCCCUCUGUCUUACAGCUAAAUACAAGCUAAUUUAUAGGAAGUUCUGAGCAACGUUUCCAGUAAAUUAGCUGGAAAAUAUGGGAACCAUAGAAUAAAAGGUCACCAAACACCGGCCAGUUAACAGAACAUUUUCCAUUUACUCGUCCAAGUACAGGGUGUCUGGUUGUGCUUGUUGGUGCAUUCGCAUGGUCCUCAAGAAUUUGUCUGAAGGUGGAAAUUUUAAGUUUAUCACUAAAAAAAAAAAAAAAAAAA
This is a messenger RNA of Xiphias gladius (swordfish), 3093 nucleotides long. RefSeq names its product glucosamine (N-acetyl)-6-sulfatase a (gene gnsa). Gene Ontology annotation, biological process: glycosaminoglycan metabolic process. NCBI's taxonomy places the organism in Eukaryota, Metazoa, Chordata, Actinopteri, Istiophoriformes, Xiphiidae. The record is from RefSeq and is a predicted model, not a curated record. The transcript has 14 exons. Gene Ontology annotation, molecular function: N-acetylglucosamine-6-sulfatase activity; glycosaminoglycan binding. Bases 204 to 1838 code for a protein of 544 amino acids.